GUCUCAAUGAUAUAUUGAUAUUGACCAGCGUGAAUAUUACCAUUGUAUGGAUUAAAUAUCAAUUGAUAUUCUUCUAGGAGAACUGGUGGUAUUGAAAUGUACGAUUAGUAGUGUUGGUGGUCAGUAUAAUAAAUUGUAUAAAAAAAAGCAAACAUCAUUGAUGAUUUCGAUUUUAUCUUAAUAGGUGUAAAUUCAACAAUUCAAUGGAAAAAAAUUGACAAUCCAAAUAAAGUCUUAACCACUAAUAGAACUUUGAUUAUUGAAAAGUUUUCAUUAUUAGACUAUGGUGAAUAUGUUUGUACGGCAUCAAAUUUAUAUUCGUUUAAAUCUAAAAAUAUUAUAUUAAAGAAUCCUAAUCGUCAUUCAUUAAACAUUCAUGUACACGGUGAUAUUCAACCUGGAAACAAAGUUGAAUUAACGUGUAUCAAUACACAAAACAAAUUAACAACACAUAAUGCUAUUUGGUUACGUCGAGAUCGAUCAAUAUCAUCACACACAAUUAUUGAUGGAAAUAAUUUAAUUAUAUAUCCAUUUGAUGUUAAUGAUUUAGGCUUGUAUACAUGUGAAACAUUGGAAACAAGUGAUAAUGAUAUAAAACAACAACAAACUAUAAGAUUCUCAAAUGAUUAUUCAUAUUCAAUUGUGAAAGAUACAGAUCCACCGCAUCCAUACAUUUAUGCUCAAUUAGAACCACAUCAUGUUGGUGAGACACUGGCUCUUAUAGCAGUCGUAGCUGAAAAAGCUCAUGUUUACAAUUGGUCUCGUCGAUCGAAUGCUGAAUUUGAUUACACAAGAACAAUUGUGAAUGAUAGUUAUCUGCUCAUCAACGAUAUUCAAGAGAGUGAUGCUGAUGAAUAUGUUGUACAAGUUGAAAACAAUUAUGGUAUCGGUUGGCAGAAUUAUAUUCUUCAUCUAAGUUCAUUAUUACCAGCAUCGUCAAAUUCCACAGAUGAAACAUCCGUACGUGGUCAAAUUAAUCCAAAUAUAUCAUUAACAAUCAAAAUUGACAUAAAUGGCAAUAAAAAGAAUGGAGCACGAACAAUCAAAUGUUCAACUACCAUAAGAGAUGCAUUUGUCUACUGGCGACGACGUCUGAGAGAAUCACCACCUGUCUCUUCUCUUACCAUUGAAAAUGAUACAUUAAUAAUCAUGAAUGAUAUAAAUACCAAUAGUGAUAUUGACGGCACGUAUACAUGUUUUGUAUUAAAUGAAGGUAUGGUCGGUAUCCAAAGUAUUAUUAUUGAUACUGACGGACGUGUAUACACAAAAGCUGAUAAAAAAAUAUCAUCAAAUGGAAAAUUAGUUUUAAGAGAAUUAAGUGGUUCAACAUUCCGACGAUUCGAGUUAGAUUGCGUAGUGGAUGAUGAUAAUGCACUUAUUACAUACAAGUUUAACGGCGAUCGAAUUGCUGAUGAUGUUGAACAACAAGGGCCAUUACUGAUUAUCAAUCAACCAGAAUCUCAUCAUUUUGGACUUUAUACAUGUUUGGCAACUUUUCAUAAUCAAACAAUCGAAGAAUCGGUAAAUGUUGAUGAUUUUACAGCAUCUGAUACGUCAGUCGAAACACCAUUUAUUAUUAUUUAUUCACCAAAGCAUCAAAAUCAUUCAUUAUACAUUUGCACCAUCGAUCCGGAAAGUGAUUAUGAAAUAUGGUGGGUACGUCGAUUAAAGAUUCUAAAUUCCGAUACAUAUGUUAAAAAGGGACAAUUAAUAUUUGAAACGUUAACAAACGAUACGUAUGGGGAAUACACUUGUACAGUAAAUACAACAAAUGAAGUAUUAUCAAAAACAAUAAUUAUUGAUGAAAUGGGUUUUCGAAUUAAAUAUGAUGUAGAAAAUUUGAACUUGAACCUGACAACAGGCUUCUAUUAUCUAAAUGAGACAACUGUUUUGCUCGAUUGUUUAACGGAUGACAAAUCUUAUGUAAAUUGGUACACGCCGUCAAACGGAUUGAUAAAGUCAUCAAAAAAAUAUUCAAUGAUUAGUGCAAGUCAAGUACUAAUAUCAAAUAUUAAUGAGAAUGAUCUGGGCAAAUAUCGAUGUCAGGCAAGCGUAUAUGAUGCUGACAAAAAUGAAGUUAUUGUUCGAUCAAAAGACUUGAUUAUUGACAAGGUAGGUAUCUAA
Didymodactylos carnosus is the source of this 2124-nucleotide messenger RNA. The record is from the annotation of a GenBank genome assembly. Lineage: Eukaryota; Metazoa; Rotifera; Eurotatoria; Philodinida; Philodinidae.